Hypoxylon fragiforme is the source of this 1193-nucleotide messenger RNA. RefSeq lists its product as uncharacterized. The transcript is spliced from 3 exons. The record is from RefSeq and is a predicted model, not a curated record. Bases 304 to 735 code for a protein of 143 amino acids. Lineage: Eukaryota; Fungi; Ascomycota; Sordariomycetes; Xylariales; Hypoxylaceae.
CAUAUCACCAAACUUCUCUUCUCAAACAUCACAUCUUUUCUUACCUCGUCGUUGUGAAGAGUUGACCGACUAAGCGUGAAGAUCAAUACUAUUUCUCUCUUGUCUCUAUCUCUCUCUUUCUCUCUUUCUUUAAGUCUUUGGAUAUCAUCGCCUAUCUUCUUCUGCCGGCGUUUCACUGCUAUUUAUAUUUGUGUUUCAAUUACACAGUCGUCGUCCUUGUCGCCGCCUCUGCUAAGCUACACCGCUUUGCUAACAAACUACCCCGACAUAUUCUACAGAGCAAAGAAGAGAACAUCGGAUCCUAUGUCUCUAACCAUGUCAUCUACUACGAUUGCUAUCCCGGCAGCCCGGUCGUCGGUUAUGGCUUAUGGUCACUCUCCGAAGGCUGUAGCUAGCUCCUCUUCGUCGUGUUCCAGCUCGCCGACAACCCCGAGUCCGAGCGAAGCGUCAUCUGUGCAAUCACACAAGCCGAAGUCGGUCCACCACCACCACCGUCGGCCCAGUCUACUUAGCUCUGCCUUUAGCAAGGACGAGUGCACCGUUAUUAACAUUGGAGAGCCCGAUGGCGUUCCUCGAUUGAUCUCUUAUCUCGCUUCGAGCCAAGGCUUUGCCUGGAACCCCGAAUUAUUCGUUCCUUCUUACGUCGACUGCGACUAUGUACCUUUAGAGAACCGCCGAGAGCCGGUACAUGAGAUUCGGCUCAGCGAUGAGGAGAUUAAGCAGAUGCUGCCGUAAUAAAGAAAAAAAACCGCGACUUUUUCCUUCGUACCUAAGAUACACAUAACCCUCGCGAGAAUUACCUUUGCCAUUUUCACACACUACUUCGGAGUCUGGAUUCGGAGUAUGACACUACUACCUGGAUGGAUUGUGGAUACCGAUCUCGGCAUUUCCUAUUGCGCGGCGCCGGGCUUGGAGGAACCAAGAUGAUGCGCAUUGCUACGACUUGACGGAUAUUGCUAUUAUUAUUAACAUGGGAUGGUGAACGCCUAGAGGACCCAGGGAGUUCUCAUGGGUAUUUCGUGGGGGCUGGUUCUGUAUGAUUACACGAAUCGUUUGACCUUUGGUGUUAUGGGUGUUGGUAUUCCCUGGUGCUCUGGUGUACUUUUGGGUCCUUGAAAUUUGCAGCUUCAGCUUGUGCGUAUUUUCCUUUUGAAGUGAGAGCCAUGGAUUUUCUUGUUGUGGGUAGACAGGGC